Trichomonas vaginalis G3 is the source of this 459-nucleotide messenger RNA. Its product is annotated as fluoride export protein 1-related family. Gene Ontology annotation, molecular function: fluoride transmembrane transporter activity. The transcript has a single exon. Gene Ontology annotation, biological process: fluoride transmembrane transport. Lineage: Eukaryota; Parabasalia; Trichomonadida; Trichomonadidae. Gene Ontology annotation, cellular component: membrane. The record is from RefSeq and is a predicted model, not a curated record. The coding region runs from base 1 to 459 and encodes 152 amino acids.
AUGAUAGUCAUCUUAAUGGCAGCUGGAGGUGUUGUUGGAACACUUCUUCGAUAUGGAAUAUUUGUAGGAAUUAAAAAAACAUAUCAUGAAUACUUCGAUCUUGCAACAUUAAUUGCAAAUUACGUUGGAUGCUUCUUUGCUGGAUUAGUAAUUCCAAUUGAAACAAAGGAGCAAUGGCAAAAAUACUUAAUGACAUUAUUUUCUGUCGGUUUUUGCGGAUCUUUAACAACAUUCUCUGGAUACACUUCAUACUCGCUUUCUAGCCUUGAAAAUCAUCAUGUCCUAUCUGGUUUAGGUGAAGUCCUCUUCUCUCUUUUAGGCUGUUUUCUAUUUCUUUUUCUUGGUUAUUUAUUGACCACAACAAUAAAGAAUCAUCUUACAAAAAACGAUCAAGAUCAAAAGGAAGAAAAGAGCGAUGAUGCAUCUGCUAGUGAAGCACACGUUGAACCUUCAUUGUAA